Messenger RNA from Plasmodium fragile, 5838 nucleotides. RefSeq lists its product as uncharacterized. NCBI's taxonomy places the organism in Eukaryota, Apicomplexa, Aconoidasida, Haemosporida, Plasmodiidae. The transcript has 2 exons. The record is from RefSeq and is a predicted model, not a curated record. Bases 1 to 5838 code for a protein of 1945 amino acids.
AUGGAGGACACCCUUCUCAAACACACAAUUGUAGAUUUCGAGGGCAACAAAAAUGCGCUUGACUUGUGGAAAAAAUACGUAACUGAGGAGGUGCUACGGGAUCCCGCCUUUGGGAGGAUCGGCAAAGAGCGCGCCAAAAGGGAAGCCAAGCGGGUCAAAACUUGGUUAAACUUGUGUGGCCAAAAAGUGCACCACUGGAAAGAUCCAAAUUACCUUCCCGAAUGUGAAUUAGAAGAGGUGUCGCCGCAUAAUGGCAGACAGUGCGGUGAAGGUGAAGAGGGGAAGAAGAACGACACGCUAAUCACUGAAAAGAACAAAUGCCCCAACAACAGUUCUGAGGCUUUGAAUUCCCCCCCUAAGCAAGGAAAAAGGACAAAAGAAAAAAAAGAAAAAAAAGCGCUGUUAUCACCGGAGGAGGUGAAGAACUACCUGGAGGAAUUCGAAAAUCUACUGGAAAAGCUGGACCAAGACACGGAACAAUAUUUUAAGAAGCACCAAAAUCAUAAAGACGGUGGAACACAUGGCCAGUGCAUAGUGACGUAUCAAAAUUAUGAAUGCCGAAAAGCACAAGUGACAUACAAAGAGGAAAGCGAUUUCUUCAGAUUUUUUUACUCCUCUGUAUGCUUAAUAAAAGAAAAUAAGGCCCUCAUACCUAGGGGGAAUUAUUUGUACGAGCUGAUACAUCCACAAACGAGUUCGUCCUUCCCAGUGCCAAACAGAUUGAGCUACUAUUUGGUUAAAUUAUACAUAAAUAAUAAAUGGCGUUUAGUCUUUGUACACCUGACCCUACCAUACGAUGAGAAGAAUCAAAUUUUGUCUUGCCCCUCUCUGAAUGAGAAAGAGUUAUGGCCACAUAUUCUCAUGGAGGCUUUGCUAACUUGCUUUCAAAUUUUUCACCUGCCCGAUUAUCAUUUUCACCUCCUCGAGAUGUUAACGGGGCUCAAAUGUAUAAACAAGUCAUACGACUUUAUCCCCUUCGGGGACCACCUACGGGCGGAGAAAUGUUUUUUCAUCCCCUGCGCGGUGCUCUUUGGCAAGAUCAGCGACAUAAUGAGCGUCAAUUGUGGACAUGCUGACGUAGCCAAUUCACACCCCAACUUAAACGAAAAGCAAUGCGCUGAACAUUCAGAGAAAACAACGCACCAAAUACACACUGUGAAGGGAAAGAAUAACACGAGAGCAGAUCUGUGUGUGCUUCCAAACACCCGCUUGUCCUUGAGCAGCUCCCGUCCUAAUGAGAAGCACCCGCACGGACGUUUCUUCUUCCUCAUCUGCUCAGUGGAAAAUGAAUAUAUAAAAAUAAAAUGCGAAGAUGUUACGCCUCUCCAUUGUACAUCCUACUCCGCGUACCAACAGUCUAUGCUUAAAGCAAAGAAGGAUGUUUUCCUCAAAGGGUAUGCUUACAUCAACGACAGGGGAAACAUCCGGAUUAAAGACACAGAACUGGUACCAGUAAAUAUUUUGACUCCCCCGAAUGGUAUUCCUGAGCAGGGACAGGAAGCAGACCAGGGGGCAGAUAAAAAUCUCAAUGCACGUGAUAUGAGCAAGGAACCCCAAGCAGACAAUCUUAGUGAUGCGAAUUGUGACACAUGUGACGUUACGGUGAAUGAAGAGAAUACUCAACAGGUGAUUCAACUAAUUAGAAAAAUUUUAGGAGAUGCUAAGAAUAACACUAAGCGAGCUAAACCAGUCAGCGAGGAAUCGGAUGGCAGGCACCCCAGAAUGGGUACCUCCAAGUCGGGCAAAAAGAACGCCCACAAGGACCUCGACAAAUGGCUGGACGAAGGAGAACUGGAGAUACUUACCCAAAGAGUAAACGUAAACUACACAUACCAAUAUGUGAUAAAAACGAAUGGUAAUAACUUCUUAGCCAAGGGGGAAACGAUUUUUUUCCUCGUCAACAGAACCCACUUCGAAGUUGCGUCCACCAACAGGUAUGCUAAAAACAGAACUGCUCAAAUUCAAGCAACUCAAAAGAAUCAUGGUAAAGUUAAGCUGAAGAAAAAAGACAGCAGUAGUGACCCUUUGUCAAGUGUUUCUGACGCUACACAGGAGGAGAGCUUUCCAUAUCUUAUGCUCAUUUGUUCCGUCUGCAUCAAUCGGAGUGGAAGCAACUCCGAGUUGUCACCCCGUGCUGACGAUAUUAAAACGCACAAUGGGCCAUAUGGGCCAAGUAGCAGCAACGGCUGUACCAAUUCUAAUGAUGUAUUUGAAGGGCCAAAUGAGGAAGCUUUAUCUGACGGGCUGCACGAAUUUUGUUUUUCCUUUUUUUCCUGCAAAGUUGGAAAGAGGAAAAGGUGCACAGGGGGGGACAUCAUGGUGCGAAAAAGGAGCGAGACAAAGCGCCCUAUCUUCAGCCACGCUGAAAAACGCCAAGGGGGACUUCUCACAUUGUUCACAUCAACACUGGGCCGUGUCCCAGAAGGAAUAGUUACCGAUGGAAGUAGCGGCUGUGGUUGUGGUAACUCCGGUCUUCACUCAGGGGAAGAAAAACACGCGAUGCUCUCCCCAAAGGACAUCCUCAACUUCGAGUGCUUCGUUAGGAAAAUAGGCGAAGAGAGACUCACACGAAAUGAGGAUGCAACAGGGGGAGAUAAAGAGGACAGGGAAAGCAACCCCGCCUGCUUCUUACCUGCAAACCUUUUUCUAAACAACUGCGGACACGACCAAUGGAAGGAUUACCACUUUGAUGAAGAAAUUCAAAAACGGAAUAUACACCUGAGGGGGAACAUGGAACAUUUUUUCCUUGUGUAUGUGAAGCGCAGCAAGAGGGGCGACUUCUCCGUUGAAUGGCUCGAGGGAAAGAAAAAUAAAACAAAACAUGGGGGACCCUCAGAACAGGCAAAAAAAUCGGAACACACACAAAAUAGAAGCAAUGCGCUACAUUCGCCAAGUGAAGAAGGAUUGAUUAAGUGCUCCUUUAUGAGUGUAGAAGAAUAUUUUGAAAAAAAAUUAAAAAUGAAAAUGGCGUUUUUAAAAAAGAAAUUGAAUAUAGGGAAGGAAUGCCCGAUCAAGGUACUGCUAAAAUAUACAGUGACGAUCCCUCAAGUGAGCAAUUUACGUGAACCAUUUUUUUAUGUAAUUCCUAAAGCGAACGAUUUAAAAGUUAUGCCCCAUUUGGAUCUAUACAUUUGUAACGUAACAAAAUGGAAGGGAAUUUUUGAUGUGCAAAAUGGAAAGGGAAGGAAAAAAAAAAAAAAAAAAAAAUCGGAAAAAAAUGAGAACAUUACAGAACAGGGAGAUGAAGAUGAAGACGAGGAGAAUGAAGAAGAGGAUUCCCACAACGGAAUGAAAAAACUUUUUUACAAAAUUUCGAUGGAAAAUUUUAUUCACAAAAUUUGCAUUCCUCCAUGUGAUAAUGAUGACGAUGAGGCUAAGGACGAAUGCACGUACCUAUUUCUCGUCGUUUCAAAAAAGGCAGAGAGGCUAAUCGGAAAGGACCUCCAUUUUGAGGUAACCAUUGCUGCCCCGUCUAGAGAGAAAGACAUCUCCUGUGAAGAAUACACAAAGAGGAAAAAGACAAACAUACGGGUUAAUGAAGUUUCGUCGUUUUGCAAAAUGUAUACCUUCAACCACAACGGUGAAAACAUUAACCUGGACGUAAAGAAUGACUUUCAAAAGGAGAAUACCUCAGGAGGGGUUGAUCCAAAAAAUGGUAACGCCACAGUGGAGAAAAACUACAGUGAAUUGCCCCCAUCUGCAGAAAAAAAAACCAACCAAACACAAGUAGAGAUAGACACCCUCCAACUCACCACGUACAAGUGUCAAAAGAAAACAAAAAAAUUUAAAUUAAUAAAAACAAUCACCAUCAAUGGUAGGAGCGACAGAACAUGGGGCUCCAUUUACGUGGACCUGAACAAUCCCCAUUUAUUCAAAAAUAUUGUCGUCAAAAUAUUAAAAAUAAAACGAAAAAAAAUUACCCAUGAGAAAUGUGCAAACCUGAAUUUUAUUACAAACAACUGGGGAAGAAAAAUUAUCUUAAAGAGGAGAAGGAAGAAAAACGUUUUUUUUAAGCACGUUGAAUUGGCCACCAGCGAUUCAUACCUCCUUCAGGUGGAGGUAAAUAUGUUUAGCGACACUGCCCAGGAGCGGUUGAACAAGGACAGCUCACCGGUUUGUCUUCCGCAAAAUGGAAACAAAAUAAGUCAACCAUCCUCAAAAAACUAUUCCUAUGCUCAUCCAGAUGUUCUAGUAAACGUUUUAUUAAACUUCUCUGACGAUGUUACCCUCGAGGACGACACUUCCCACGAAGACGUAGAAACCGAAAUGAAGAAAUUUUUUGACGUUGCUACAAUGAAUUUAGAAAAUCUAACAUUGGAUAGCCAGGCCAAUCAUAAGGACAAUAUUUUUUCUCUUAAAAAUGAUCUGCUAUUUCAUUAUCGAGGCAAUUAUUACGAAAUUUUUAGGAGCCUCUCAAAGGUGUGUAGUGGUGACAUGCCCCCAAGCGCCUUAUCUGUGGGGGAAAACUGUCACACAUGUGAUGGAAAAGGAAAGAAGGACAACCAGGAGACUUACAAUUGCGUUUACCACUUGAAUGAUAACGAAUAUGAUGACCUACUGUGUACGAAAAAAGCGGAAGAAACCUCCAAUAUGGAACCAUCCUUGAGCAAAGAACACUUUUUUCAAGCCCUGUCCUCCGUUUUAAAUUUAUCCAAAGAGACAUCAGCCUAUGUAGAGUCAAAACUUGUUCCCCCCCGAAGCGACAUGGUUGGAAGAAGCUCCUUCGCACAGAUGCUCCAAAAAGUAGGGACAGAAACACAUUGCCUCACCUUUGGUGCACCUGAGAACGGGGAUAAGCUGGACAAGUUUGAAAAGUACCCAUUCGCCAAGCUGCUCGAUAUCCCUCCGAACAUUAACAGGGAAGAAAAAAAGCACAAGGCGGAUGACCCCAUGAGCAAAGAGUUCGAAGACUCUUUUAAUAAUUUCCUUUCCCUUUCCACGGACGUAAAAAAAACCAUCGAUGAUGUUAAGGCCACCUACAAUUUAAAAAACAAAAUGGACCUUUUCAAAAUAAAAAUGGAUGCAGAACUACAACUGACGGAAAACACCUUCUACUCCCUUGGAGGUAAAAUUGGAAACAUCACCAGGACCCUUGUUAAAAAAAAUUGUGCCAUUUUAAAUAAGACAAAAAAUGGUACACAUAACCCCAAGCGGAAUGAAAAACUAACACACGGUCUCAACAACGGAGGGGGUUACCUUCUAGAAGAGAACCUCAUCCCAAGCCCCGAUGAAGAACAAACGAAUCGUCAUGGUAAUAAGGGAACAUUCUACAUUCAGCAAAAAAUAGACCCCCCAAUUGAAAACCUGCAGGAUCUCAUAAACGUCCUCAAAAGGGUAAAAACCUCCAUCCAGCUAAAUGACACAAAAAAUAUGAAACUGAAAAAUUCCAAAAUGAUAAGAGAGAGAAAAGCCUUCAUCGAAAAUAUAAAAAAUAGCCUAAAGACCAAGAGGUUUAAAAAUCAUACCACAGAAGAACUGAAAGAUAUAUACCACAAAGGAGCUGAAUUAAAAUUACAUAUUUACAACCCCAAUCUGAUGAAGUACAUCAAGACGCAUUACCUCCUCCUACACAGACUAAAUGACAUGAAGGCCCGUAUUAACGCCUCCAAAUUAAAGAAAAUGAAAAUGACGACCAAUGAAAAGGAAACGUUCAACGUAGAAAGAGCAGUGACGGAUAAAAAAUUAUUCAUGCAACUAUUCCGCAACUGCACAGAUGUGAUUAAAAAUGAUACUCAAAUUCAAUUAAGUGAUUCAUAUAAGAACCUAUAUAAGGAUGCUCAACAAAUUUUUAAUAAAAUGACAGAAGCCACACAGAAGGAAAAGGAAGAAGCUUCAUAG